UGUUUUCGAGAAGAAUCUUGCGCUGCGCCUGUCAGCUCCAUUUUGUUCCUGGAGCUCGCCGCGGUCGCUGCACACUUCCACCGUUGCCUUGCGAGCUUUUGACCCCGAGGUCGGAGUCUCUGCGGACAGAAUGAGGCAUUUAAAGAGAACUUACUGUCCUGACUGGGAUGAAAGAGAUUGGGAUUAUGGAACGUGGAGGAACAGCAGCAGUCAUAAAAGAAAGAAGAGAUCACAUAGCAGUAUUCGAGAACAUAAGCGAUGCAAAUAUAAUCACUCCAAAACGACUGAUAGCUAUUAUCUGGGAAGCAGAUCCAUACAUGAGAGAGAGUAUCAUAGUCGACGCUACAUUGACGAAUACAGGAAUGAUGACAUGGGAUAUGAGCCAGGCUAUUAUUACUAUGGAGAACAUGAAAGCAGAUAUCAGAACCAUAGUAGCAAGUCCUCUGGUAGAAGUGGAAGAAGUAGCUACAAAAGUAACCACAGGACUCACCACCGCACUUCACAUCAUCGUUCACUUGGGAAGAGUCACCGAAGGAAAAGAACCAGGAGUGUAGAGGAUGAUGAGGAGGGUCACCUGAUCUGUCAGAGUGGAGACGUACUAAGUGCAAGAUAUGAAAUUGUUAAUACUUUAGGUGAAGGUGCUUUUGGAAAAGUAGUAGAGUGCAUCGAUCAUAAAAUGGGUGGUAGACAUGUAGCAGUAAAAAUAGUUAAAAAUGUGGAUAGAUAUUGUGAAGCUGCUCGAUCUGAAAUUCAAGUUCUGGAGCACUUGAAUACAACGGAUCCCCACAGUACUUUCCGCUGUGUCCAGAUGUUGGAGUGGUUUGAACAUCGUGGUCACAUUUGCAUUGUGUUUGAGCUUCUGGGUCUUAGUACUUAUGACUUCAUUAAGGAAAAUGGUUUUCUGCCAUUUCGACUGGAUCAUAUUAGAAAGAUGGCAUAUCAAAUCUGCAGAUCUGUAAAUUUUUUGCACAGUAAUAAAUUGACUCACACUGACUUAAAGCCUGAAAACAUCUUGUUUGUUCAGUCUGACUACACAGAGGCUUAUAAUCCCAAGAUGAAACGUGAUGAACGUACAGUAAUAAAUCCAGAUGUUAAAGUUGUUGACUUUGGAAGUGCAACAUACGAUGAUGAACAUCACAGUACACUGGUAUCUACAAGACAUUAUAGAGCACCUGAAGUUAUUUUAGCCCUGGGGUGGUCUCAACCAUGUGAUGUCUGGAGUAUAGGUUGUAUUCUUAUUGAGUACUACCUUGGAUUUACAGUUUUUCCGACUCAUGAUAGCAGGGAACAUUUGGCAAUGAUGGAAAGGAUUCUUGGACCACUACCAAAGCACAUGAUACAGAAAACCAGGAAACGUAAAUAUUUCCAUCACGAUAGAUUAGAUUGGGAUGAACACAGUUCUGCUGGCAGAUAUGUUUCACGGCGCUGUAAACCUUUAAAGGAGUUUAUGCUAUCUCAGGAUACCGAACAUGAGCUGCUUUUUGACCUCAUUGGGAAAAUGUUGGCGUAUGAUCCAGCUGAAAGGAUUACUCUCAGAGAAGCCUUAAAGCAUCCUUUCUUUAACCCACUUAAAAAACAUAGUUUAUAAAUAUUUACAGUGCUCUGAAAGAGGUCUUACAGACUGCAUCAGUCUAGUUUUAAAUAUUAAGUUAUUUUGUAUAGCUUUGUACAUUUCUUAUGUUUUUUUAUUGAUUAUAUGAUUUAUUAAAUAAUGGCCAAGCCAAAUAACAAGCA
Cricetulus griseus (Chinese hamster) is the source of this 1734-nucleotide messenger RNA. NCBI's taxonomy places the organism in Eukaryota, Metazoa, Chordata, Mammalia, Rodentia, Cricetidae. The record is from RefSeq and is a predicted model, not a curated record.